This is a messenger RNA of Alosa sapidissima (American shad), 2214 nucleotides long. RefSeq names its product tumor necrosis factor receptor superfamily member 1A. The record is from RefSeq and is a predicted model, not a curated record. The transcript is spliced from 11 exons. Lineage: Eukaryota; Metazoa; Chordata; Actinopteri; Clupeiformes; Clupeidae. The coding region runs from base 819 to 1997 and encodes 392 amino acids. Gene Ontology annotation, biological process: signal transduction. Gene Ontology annotation, molecular function: protein binding. Gene Ontology annotation, cellular component: plasma membrane.
AAAUCAGACAAAAGAAAAACAAAAAUGGCAGCCUGUCUUAUAAGGAAGGACGCCAUAUUCUGCAGAUCCAAAUUUUAAAACCCGUUCGUAUCUACCAAAGAUUCAUUUAAUACAUAUAAUUAUAUCCGAUACACAGCCUAUGCUGUACAUGUAGGCUAUGUUUGUGUUUAACGAAGGAACGAUUGUUUACUGAAUAGCGCGUUUGAAUUGCCCGGCCCCUGCUUGAAAAAAAUGACACUUCCUACAACAAUCAUGCCUUGCAAAAUUGCACCGACGCCGAUAAGGGGAACAGUUUGGACAUGCUUUUUAGCAUCACAUCAGACAAAACUAUCUUAUUCGCUACAUUCAUGUACAAGAUAUAUCAAGACAACUGAUUCGGAAACCGCUCGCACGAUGAAUUCUAAAAUCGCAGCUACACAGUCAUUUGCAACUUUGUAACGAUUGAAAUGGGCGUCAAAAGCCCUUCACAACUAACAGAGGGGGCAACAUAUUGUUACAUUUUUGGUGGCAUUUAUAGAGAAACUGGGAUGUCAAUCACAGACCUGGUAUCCUGAUUGCUGAUUUAUUUCCCUCGCAAGCACAGCUUUAUUACAGCAAAAGCUUGAUAUUCUUUCUGUCUGUUUCAGAGUUCAGAGCUUCCGGGUCGCCUGCUGUUCACUUCUGGGUGUUGCAGCAGUUUGUAGCCCACAUCAUUUUACACUGUUCUGACUGCAUGGCAAACAUGUGAAGUCGUCGAAACACCCAGAAGCGAAUAGGCUAGCAUUUUUUCAGCAAUCUAAGAAUGAUCUGAUCGUUAUUAAAUGUUUGAAGUAUGAUUGAUGGACUGUAGUCAUACUAUGAUGAAUCUGAUCAUUUACAUCUGGAUUUUGUUCAUAUUUAAGCUUUUGCCAACUACUACUGCCCUGGAAUGUCUUGAAACACAGAAUAAAACAGUAUGUUGUAAGAAGUGUGCUGCUGGAUUCUUUGUAAAGAAACACCUAGAUGACAUUUGCCCGGGCGACAAUGUGAGUUCGGAGUGGGGAAUGGAAUGUGAGCCGUGUAGAACAUGUGACACUGGAGGUAACGAAAUUGAGGAGACCCCCUGCACACCCACUAAAGACCGUGUUUGCCGAUGUAAAGAUGGAUACUACAGCAGACUACAAUUAGACAAUCAUCUAGUUUGUCAGAAAUGUGAAAGUCAUUUAGAAUGCCCAGAACCCAAGGAGUGCAAAAAUGGCACCUAUAUGGAUGAUGCUAGGAGGUGCAUGUCUUGUCAAGAACAAAACUGUGACAAACCUCAGUGUAAAGACACUGACAUUUGUGCACCAGCCAAACUACCUGUUUUGGUCAUUGUGAUUGCACUGAUACUGCCACUGAUAGUGGGACUUUUGCUUAUCAGUAUCAGACACCUAGUUCAUUGUAGGAGACAACCUUGUUGGUCUUACAAGGGAAAAAACAUGAAUUUGUCAGAUAAACAUGAGGACACCCACAGAACCACACAGAUGUCCUAUAUAGGGACAAAGCAAGGAGAUCAGGAUCAGAUCAUGAUACCCAUUCCACAGGAAGUGAAGGUACCAGCACCAUCUGCAUCUGUCUUUGAACCCCUCGUGCAGCCUUCAGAGGAAAGCCAAAUGGACACAUACACCCAAAGUCUGAACAAAAAUGAGUGUAGGAGCCACUUUUUCUCACCCAUGCUUCUGAGCAGUCAACAUCCAGGCCCUCACUAUGAGGCUCAGGUACUUUACACCAUCAUCAGGGAAGUGCCUGUGCGACGUUGGAAAGAGUUCCUCCGCUUGCUCUCGGUUUCCGACGAGGAGAUGGAGCGUGUGGAGAUGGAGACUGGGGCCUCUUAUCUGGAACGCCAGUAUCAGAUGCUACGUCUGUGGAGUCAGGCAAGCAAUGGAAAUCUGGAGAGUCUCUACUCUACUUUACACUCCAUGGACCUUUCAGGUUGUGCAGACAAAUUACAGGACAAACUACAGAGGAUUUUAUACACCACCACAAAGCCAACUGGAUAACUGCAAUAGGCUAAUGAGACAUUAAUGUACAGACUUACAGUUUUUUGUUGCGUCUGGUUAUUCUCAAAUAUGUAAUACAUAUUGUAUAAUUAUUUCAAGCACAUUAUAGGUUUAUUGUAUAAUUAUGUCAAGCACAUUAUAAGCUUCUACUGGAUAGGCCAGGCCUACUGUACUGAUCUCAUGUGUUGCUUCAAGGAAGUUUUGAUUUUGAAUUUUG